CUGUGUGUGGUGAAAUUGGUGUUGGGAGUCAGAGGAGCUUAAAGCACCAAUGAGCCAAGACUGAAAACUCCAAAAGAACCUUAUGUUAAGAAAAAUCACGCUAAUGAGUUGUAGAGUUUGGAGAUUUCUCUAAGACUUAAAUAAGAUAAAAAGUGUGCUUAUAAAAAAAAAAAGUGUCUAUUUGUUUCAAGCUUGAGUCCAGCCUUUUCUACCCGUGGGGUCUCAAGAGCUGUAAUGAGUACCUAGUACCUACUAGUGUGGGUGGGAGUAAGAAGUGCCUACCUGUUUCUCAAAAAGAGUGUUUUCUCAAAAAGUGUCACAUUACACGAAAGUCCACACCGCCAAACCCACAAUUCUCAAUCUGAAUUCUCGUUUCUCAGAACAAAGCCAAGCCACCGCUUGCUCGCUCCGCCACCACCACCGCCGCCGCGCAUCAUCGCCAGUUACUGACUCGUUAGCCCUCUAUUUCAUCCUUCUCUUAACAUCUCUGCUACCAUUCAAGGAUGAAGAAGCUACCUCCAUUAUCAUUCAUUUUGAUGCACGCUCCCAAGCUCAAGACACACCCAACCUUUAUCAUAAAUGGCUACCCAUUCCUUAGGACCAUGUCAACAUCCACGUCCAGUCUCCAUUCUGCAAUGAAGGACUGCAAUACAUCCAUCUCAAGGCUUUGCCAGGAAGGGAGAAUCGAUGAUGCACGCAAGCUGUUUGAUCGAAUGCCUGAACGGGACUUGCAUUUGUGGGGUACAAUGAUAAAUGGGUAUAUCAUGUGUGGCGUGAUUAAGGAAGCCAGGAAGCUGUUUGAUGGACCGGAUGCCAUGAAAGAUGUGGUUACUUGGACUGCGUUGGUUAACGGCUACGUCAAGCUCAAUCAGAUUGAGGAAGCUGAGAGGUUGUUUUAUGAGAUGCCAGAGAGAAAUGUUCGUUCUUGGAACACAAUGAUUGAUGGGUAUGCACGAAAUGGCCAAACCGAGAAGGCUUUGGAUUUGUUUAGGAGAAUGCCGGAGAGGAAUGUAGUUUCUUGGAAUACAAUCAUAAAGGCCCUGUCAGAGUGUGGGAGGAUUGAGGAUGCACAAUGGCAUUUUAAUCAGAUGCGGGAAAGGGAUGUGAAAUCUUGGACUACCAUGGUUGAUGGUUUGGCAAUAAAUGGGAGAGUUGAUGAUGCUCGAGAGCUUUUUGAUAGGAUGCCGGUUAGAAAUGUGGUUUCUUGGAAUGUGAUGAUUAAGGGUUAUGCUAAAAAUAGGAGGUUGGAUGAGGCUUUGGAGUUGUUUGAGAGGAUGCCUGAGAGAGACAUGCCUUCAUGGAAUACAUUGGUCACAGGGUUCAUUCAAAAUGGAGACUUAAACAGGGCAGAGAAGUUAUUUCAUGAAAUGCCACAAAAGAAUGUGAUCACUUGGACUGCGAUGAUGACAGGCUAUGUCCAACAUGGUCUAAGUGAAGAAGCAUUGAAAAUAUUUAACAAAUUGCAAGCUGAUCAUGCAUUAAAACCCAACACUGGCACUUUUGUGACCGUAUUAGGUGCUUGUAGUGACUUAGCUGGUCUAACCGAGGGCCAACAAAUUCAUCAAUUAAUAAGUAAAACAGUUUUUCAGGAGAGCACAUAUGUGGUGUCGGCGCUGAUAAAUAUGUACUCAAAAUGUGGGGAGCUACAUAUUGCUAGGAGGAUUUUUGAUGAAGGGUUAUUAAGGCAAAGGGAUUUGAUAUCUUGGAAUGGUAUGAUUGCCGCCUAUGCGCACCAUGGAUAUGGCAAAGAGGCAAUUAAUCUAUUUAAUAAAAUGCAAGAAUUGGGUUUCCAAGCUAAUGAUGUCACCUAUGUUGAACUUCUCACAGCUUGCAGUCAUGCUGGAUUAGUUGAGGAGGGGCUUCAGUACUUUGAUAGGCUUCUGAAAAACAGAUCUAUACAAGUCAGAGAAGAUCACUAUGCAUGUCUGGUUGAUCUUUGUGGUCGUGCAGGAAGACUAAAAGAAGCUUUCAAUAUAAUUGAGGGGCUUGGGGUAGACUUAUCAUUGUCUGUUUGGGGACCACUCCUUGCUGGCUGUAAUGUGCAUGGAAAUGCUGAUAUUGGCAAGCUUGUAGCUAAGAAAAUUUUGAAAAUUGAACCCGAAAAUGCAGGCACUUAUUCAUUACUCUCAAAUAUGUAUGCCUCAGUAGGGAAGUGGAAAGAAGCUGCCAAUGUAAGGAUGAAAAUGAAGGACAAGGGGUUAAAAAAACAGCCAGGCUGUAGCUGGGUUGAAGUUGGUAAUACAGUGCAAGUAUUUGUAGUUGGUGAUAAGUCCCAUUCUCAAUCGGAGUUGCUAGGAUAUUUACUACUUGAUCUACAUACAAAAAUGAAGAAGUCUAGGGACAGUCUAGAUGAUGAUUUAUCACUUGAUGUCGAACUUUAAUGGCAUAAUUCUGUGUUGGCCUGAGCGUGCAUUGUCCGUGGGAGUUGAAAUGUGUGAAAGUUUACUGCUGCUGGUACCUCAAACUUUUAACUUUCUAUGGCUGCAUUAUCUAAUUGUUAGGUGUAAUUUAGUCUCUCCUCUUCACAAAAAACUCAGUAACGUGCAAACUGUCAAUUAAAUUAUGUAAGAGGGAUUUAUUAGCUCAGUCUCACUAUGUUUUUGUUCAGGUCAUCAUUAACUUGUAGAAAACUGAAAGAGCAGUUGGCUAGUUGGCCAGCUUCACUGCAGUUGAUUGGAUAUUCUACGCAUCCAUGCUGUUUAUUGGCUUGCUAUGCUAAUGUCUGCUGGACUGUGCCUUCCCAAAAUGGUAUUUGAACAUGGAUUCUUGACAAAGCAAUGCUUAUUAUUUUGAUAAUGUUAAGAUGGCCUGAAGAUGGGAAAGUCACUUGGGAAUACGCUUGAACCAAAUGAUUCGGUAAAUAAAGUCGGGACCGAUGCAGUUAUGUACUUCUUCCUUAGAGAGGUGGAAUUUGUCAAUGAUGGGGACUAUUCAGAGGGACACUUCAUCAAUAUUGUAAAUGCACACCUUGCCAACACAAUCCGAAAUCUUCUUAAUUGUACACUAGGGCAUUUGAAAAAGAACUGCCCAUCAACUUUGGUGGUGGAUUCUACUACAGCUGCAGAAGGAAAUGCUUUCUAAGGACAAUGUAGAGAGGCUGGUUGAUAAAGCUCGUAUUCACUAUGAAAAUCUAUCCCUUUAAUCAGCUUGUGAGGUUGUAAUGGAAAUUGGUAAUAUUGGCAAUUCCUAUAUGGAUGAGCGUGCACCAUGGUCUCCCUUUAAGCAAGGGGGUGCUGCCUCUGAAGCAGCUGCCAAGGACAUUGUGAUUAUAUUAGAGACAGUGAGGAUUAUCGCAGUUGCACUAUUUCCUGUUUCCCCGAGCUUGAGUUGGAGAAUAUAUGCACAGCUUGGCUAUUCUAGGGACCAAUUUGAUGCAGCAACCUGGAGUGACACCAGAUGGGGUGGUCUUAAGGGUGGCCAGGUCAUGGCCCAACCUAAACCAGUGUUUGCUAGGAUUGAAAACCAAACUGAAGUGGAAGACAAAAGGGUUGCAGUGGGGAAAACUGUAUAAAGUAAAGGAAAGUUGAAACAAGCUCAAGAAGUCGCUGGAGCUUAGACAUUUUUCCCCAGAUCAGGAUCAUUUCAUGUCACAUGACAUUGUAUUAUGUAUCUUUGUGUCUCUCUUUCUCUUCAUAAAUAUUCAGAGGAUUCUAUUAUUUAUUAAUAGAUAUGUAGAGAGAGGUAAACAUAAAAUUUCAAUAUGUCAUUUGAAGUCUAUGAUCACUAUAUUCCUUUGUUUUA
This is a messenger RNA of Lotus japonicus, 3741 nucleotides long. Its product is annotated as pentatricopeptide repeat-containing protein At2g35030, mitochondrial-like. Gene Ontology annotation, biological process: RNA modification. The transcript is spliced from 2 exons. NCBI's taxonomy places the organism in Eukaryota, Viridiplantae, Streptophyta, Magnoliopsida, Fabales, Fabaceae. The record is from RefSeq and is a predicted model, not a curated record. The coding region runs from base 504 to 2381 and encodes 625 amino acids. Gene Ontology annotation, molecular function: RNA binding; protein binding.